Lachancea thermotolerans CBS 6340 is the source of this 1275-nucleotide messenger RNA. It is a transcript of the gene CEM1, whose product is annotated as fatty acid synthase CEM1. The transcript has a single exon. Gene Ontology annotation, biological process: fatty acid biosynthetic process. The record is from RefSeq and is a predicted model, not a curated record. Gene Ontology annotation, molecular function: 3-oxoacyl-[acyl-carrier-protein] synthase activity. The coding region runs from base 1 to 1275 and encodes 424 amino acids. Lineage: Eukaryota; Fungi; Ascomycota; Saccharomycetes; Saccharomycetales; Saccharomycetaceae.
AUGAGCACCAGAGUUGUUGUUACAGGACUCGGCGCACUCACUCCGCUGGGUAAGACAGUCGCAGAGUCAUGGGCUGCUCUUCUCGCGGGCAAAUCUGGAAUUAGGCCCAUCGGCGAGCUCGCCAAUGCAGAAAGUUACGAGCGGCACUGCCCUCCGUCGCUGGCCGUAGCAGACGUCAAGGAAUUCGACCCGCACGCUUAUGGGAAUUUGUUCACGUCCCAAGAUCUCCGCAGAAUGAGUCAGUUCACGCAGUUUGCCGUGGUCGCUGCGCAGGAGGCACUCCGGGAUGCGAAUUUGAUUGAGACGCUCCAAAAGGGCCGUAACGACAGGGUCGGCUGCGUUAUCGGAUCAGGCAUUGCAUCCGUCCACGACAUGUACGACUCGAUUGUAGAGUUUGACCGCGGCAAACGCUUAUCGCCCAGCUUCGUCCCCAAGAUUCUCUCCAACAUGGCCUGCGGCAAUGUCUCGAUCAAGUUCCAACUUCGAGGCGUGUCUCACUGCGUGUCUACCGCGUGUGCCACGGGCAACAAUGCCAUAGGAGAUGCCUACAAUUUCAUUCGGCUUGGCUACAAUGACGUGUGCCUUGCAGGCGCUAGUGAAGCCAGCGUACACCCACUGGCUCUGGCAGGGUUCCUGCGGGCCAAAAGUAUCACACCUAGUGGCAUAUCAAGGCCUUUCGACAAAGAAAGGAACGGGUUUGUGCUGGGAGAGGGUGCCGGCCUUCUGGUGCUUGAAUCCUUGAAGCAUGCCCAAGAUCGCGGCGCUCGAAUCUACGCGGAAGUCGAGGGCUAUGGGCUGACGAGCGAUGCGCACCACAUCACUUCUCCUUCGGAAAACGGCGAUGGUGCCAGAAGAGCCAUGGAGAUGGCUCUCAAUAAUCAAACCCGGUCCCAGGUCGACUACGUCAACGCACACGCGACCUCGACUGUUCUCGGCGACAGGGCAGAGGCCCAAGCUAUCUCCAACAUUUUGUCGGGGGACGGCAAAGAUGCAAUUAAGGUGUCAAGCAACAAGGGUGCUAUCGGCCACCUGCUAGGCGCUGCUGGUGCUGUCGAAAGCAUAUUUACGAUCAAAAGUCUACAGGACGGAGUUGUGCCCCACACAUUGAACCUGCACUCGGUCGGAGGCGCGAGCGGCGACGAGGCCGAGAAUUUCGAACGUUUGGAUCUCGUCAGAGGCGCGCCGGCAAAACACGAUAUUCGCCGCGCCCUGAAUAACAGCUUCGGGUUCGGUGGGAUUAACUCGUCUAUAGUUUUCAGGAGAUGGGAAGUAUAA